AAUAUAUAUAUCCUCCACAGUUCACUGUUUAACACACGUCACACAUCACCGGCUGGCUGCUUACAAACAAUCCAAAGCUCUUCAUAAUACACACGUAAAGCAUCCCAAGUCUCAAUGCUCAGAUCAUGUGUAAUGUAUAAUGUACUGCUAGGCAGAGACGGCCUAGUUUUAUAUUAUCAAUAAAAUAUCGUUGACUUUCGGAUGUAUAUAACUGAAGGGGGGAACAUUGCAAAUUAUUGUAAGUCCUCAGUGAAACUUCGGCAUAAUCAGAUAGCUAACAUAAUACUCAUUUUAAGAUGUAAUCCCUUAAUUUGAAAAGUACUCAGAUGCGCAACACAGAUAAGCAUUCGCUAAGCAAUGAGCUUCGCACGAGACAGCGGCGCAUACGGUAAAAUGAUGUAAUGAAAAACGCAAAAAUGCUAAUUAACACUUUUGCAGUACGGUAUCAAUGGUCAAGAGAAUUACGACAGAUAUAACAAGUCAUGCGGAACACUCCGUUCGCCCGGUAACACACGGGUCUCUGGUGUACGCCGUAGUCCAAUCCAAUGUGGUUUUGGCUGCCCUUUGAUCAUAGGACUUUGAUCAUUUAACACCGAACACCAGUAGUACCAUUCCAGUCGAGAGUGUGCCUGUUUUCUGGUAUCAGAGAUUUGAUUUUUUUUUUCUUCGGGGAAGAUCUGACUUUCUGCAAUCAUGACUACGUCACUCAUGGUCCUGAAGCGCUCGCUGUCGUCGUCGGCAGCUAUGUCCAGCGCAAUAAAGCAUGUAACUGUUGUGGGAGGUGGUUUAAUGGGGUCAGGGAUCGCACAAGUUGCUGCCCAGACUGGUCACGAAGUUACAAUAGUUGAAGUCAAUGAUGAUGCAAUUAAGAAAGCACAGAAAGGUAUUCAGACAAGCCUACAGAGAGUUGCUAAAAAGGCAUACAAGGAUAACCCAUCAGAAGCUGAGAAAUUCAUCAGCACGACCCUUGGUAGGAUAAAGACAUCAGUGGAUCUUCAAGGUGCUGUGAAAAACACAGAUCUUGUUGUAGAAGCUAUUGUGGAAAAUUUAGGGGCAAAACAUAAACUUUUUUCAAGUAUUGACAGUGUAGCCCCACAGCAUACAAUAUUUGCAUCUAAUACGUCAUCACUGCCUAUAGGAGACAUUGCCUCUGUCACAAAAAGGAAAGACAGAUUUGGAGGUCUCCACUUCUUUAAUCCAGUACCAGUAAUGAAGCUUCUAGAGGUUGUUCGUAUACCAGAAACGUCUGAUGAUACUUAUAACAAAAUGAUGGAAUGGGGUAAAGCUCUUGGCAAAACAACUGUGACCUGUAAGGAUACACCAGGAUUCAUUGUCAACAGGCUGUUAGUGCCUUACAUUGCAGAAUCGAUCCGUAUGCUGGAGAGAGGUGAUGCAUCUCCAAGGGAUAUCGAUACUGCCAUGAAGUUAGGAGCUGGCUAUCCGAUGGGGCCAUUUGAGCUUGCUGAUUAUGUUGGACUAGAUACCAACAAAUUUAUACUUGAUGGCUGGUAUGAAAAAUAUCCAAAUGAACCAUUAUUCAAACCAAUUCCACUGCUGAACAAGCUUGUUUCUGAAGGCAAACUUGGCGUGAAAUCUGGAGAGGGAUUUUACAAGUAUAACAAAUAAUCCUGUUAUCAAAAAGUGUUUGAAAGGUGUCAUUUGACAUUAAGAACAUCAAAAAGGGGAAGUGGCACAAAUACAGUAUUCCUACUUCUGUGUCGUACAUCUCCGACACACUUGCCAGAGGUUUUAUGGACCUUAACUGAUUUACUGUUAUUGGUAGUUUUUCCAUUAUUUUGCAGGCUAUUUUUACAAAUCUUGUAACUAUGUAUUUUUACUGGAGCAAAUCUAGUUUUUGAUAAGAAAAAAUAUACAGUUUAAACUCA
This is a messenger RNA of Schistocerca gregaria, 1886 nucleotides long. RefSeq names its product hydroxyacyl-coenzyme A dehydrogenase, mitochondrial-like. Gene Ontology annotation, cellular component: mitochondrion. The record is from RefSeq and is a predicted model, not a curated record. Gene Ontology annotation, molecular function: (3S)-3-hydroxyacyl-CoA dehydrogenase (NAD+) activity; NAD+ binding. The transcript has 7 exons. Lineage: Eukaryota; Metazoa; Arthropoda; Insecta; Orthoptera; Acrididae. Bases 694 to 1626 code for a protein of 310 amino acids. Gene Ontology annotation, biological process: fatty acid beta-oxidation.